This is a messenger RNA of Pseudomassariella vexata, 966 nucleotides long. RefSeq lists its product as uncharacterized. The record is from RefSeq and is a predicted model, not a curated record. NCBI's taxonomy places the organism in Eukaryota, Fungi, Ascomycota, Sordariomycetes, Amphisphaeriales, Pseudomassariaceae. The transcript has 2 exons. Bases 1 to 966 code for a protein of 321 amino acids.
AUGUGCCAAGGACAAGGCGCAGCCGUCCAGGAUGAUCUCGCAGGACGUGUUAGUCCCGCUGCAUUCCUGAGCCAAGAUAGCAAUGGCAAACCUACCUUGGGAAUAUUUCUGCUCAGUGAUUAUGACGACCGCAAAGGCUUUGAUCUAAAAAACCUUCUGGACUUCAUGAUCAAAUCCGGUACUACCCGGCCAUUUGAGGAGACGAAUGCCAGGUCUGCUAUUCUACCACUUUUCGCUAGUAUCGUAUCCAACGAGGUACUUUCUGCGCCAUGGAUUCCUCUCGGCACUAUCCAAAACAUUCUUUAUCUAACUAGAUACUGGCCCACUGCCUCUGAAGCCGAAGUCUCCGUUGAUAUCGUGAAAUCGUUCAUCAGGGAGGUAGCCAACAACGGCAAGAACGUGGGUUCUGCCGAUAUCAUCCACCUGGUUCUAGACCAUGGCAUGAAUAUCUACCGAUGGACUGAUGGUGUCUCUUUUUUGAAACAUACAUGCGCAUGGCUUCACUGUGAUGACAUCAAUCGGUCGGAAAGGCGGGUUUUCACGGGUAUUCCCAACCACGCAGAUGACGCGAAGCUGAACGCUUUGCAUACAUUGGAGCACGUUCUACUAAAUGUGACAACGAUGGAGAGUAUAUCAUCAGGGACAUGUUGGAUGAAAGAGGAGCUUGUGACAACAGGUGCGAAUCCCGAUGUGGAUUCGGCGCGUGUUUGGCACCAACUGAGAUCCUCGGUGGAGACCACCAACACGCUCCUACAUUUGGAGGCAAAUAAUAUCUCGUGGCUCAGACUAUGGCACAGACUGCUACGACAAGGGGGACGUUGGUUACUUGAAAAGCCUGCUCAAGCAGGUUCAAGCCAAAUCGCUGCCCUUGCACUGGAGAGCAACUUGCACUCUGAGGGCCAUGGAAGUUGGGGAGAAGUCUUUUCACAGGGUUAUUUGUUUGCACCUGGCCUCAUGCGAUUGUAG